This is a messenger RNA of Strongylocentrotus purpuratus (purple sea urchin), 3275 nucleotides long. RefSeq names its product Rho GDP dissociation inhibitor (GDI). The transcript has 6 exons. Gene Ontology annotation, cellular component: membrane; cytoplasm; cytosol. The coding region runs from base 144 to 746 and encodes 200 amino acids. Gene Ontology annotation, biological process: Rho protein signal transduction. Gene Ontology annotation, molecular function: Rho GDP-dissociation inhibitor activity; protein binding. The record is from RefSeq and is a predicted model, not a curated record. NCBI's taxonomy places the organism in Eukaryota, Metazoa, Echinodermata, Echinoidea, Camarodonta, Strongylocentrotidae.
GAAGUGGUAUUAUUAGAAAAGGGAUCCCUGGCUGGUGGUACAUUUGUCCAUAGGCAGCUGCAUUGAAAUCCAGGGCGAGGCGAGGUUGUUCCAUCUUCGUAAUUUCCUGAAAUUUAGCGGUUCCAAGAAGAUCAAAUAACAAAAUGGCUGAAGAGGCAGAUCAGGAACAGAUCCAGGCUGUGGAGGAUAUCGAUGAACCAGACGCCACACCAGGCUAUCAGCCGCCUGCAAAGAAAACCAUCUCCGAGAUCAACGAACUAGACAAGGAUGAUGAAAGUUUAGUCAAGUACAAGCAACAGCUACUUGCUGGUGCCGCGGAAGUAUUAGAUGAAGGAGGUGCAAACGUAUUAGUAAGAAAGAUGAUUUUCCAUGUGGAAGGCAGAGAAGACAUAGUCCUAGAUUUAACAGGAGACUUGGCGAAAUUGAAGGAGCAUCCCAUUACAAUCAAGGAGGGGAUUGAAUAUAGAAUCGUCAUUGAAUUCAGGGUUCAGCGUGAGAUUGUGGCUGGUCUGAGGUACUUCCAGACUACGUCCAGGAAAGGAAUCAAAGUUGAUAAGUCAAGUCUUAUGGUUGGGAGCUAUGGACCCAAGACAGAGCCGCAUUUGUACCAGACGCCAAACGAAGAAGCACCUUCUGGGAUGAUUUCAAGAGGUCACUACACGGUCAAGAGCAAGUUCACCGAUGAUGACAAGACUUCCAUUCUGGAAUGGGAUUGGGCCUUCGAUAUCAAGAAGGACUGGAAGUGAUAAAAACAAUAUCAACAAAUGAAUGUUAUGUACAAAACAAAAGUAGGGUAAUAGUAGUUUCUUUAAGGAGGAGCCUAAUGUGAAUUUACCGCAGAGAUUCUUUGAAGUAAAAUAAGUCAAUUUAUUUGUUAACCCAUCUUCUUUCAUGCGUCUUUAAAAGGAGAUUGAAUUUUAAGUACUCAUUGAAACUAAACACAUGACUUAACUUUCUGUUUCUUCAUGUGCUCUUCAGUUAUGCUCCAAAUGACAGGAUAAAUAGUAAGGUAAUACAGAUAUAAACAGAACCUUCCGAUACUAGAUUGCCAUUUUCUAUUUAAUCAAGAAAAUUGUAUUGCAAAAACCAUAUUUGGUGUAAAGAAUUUGUUUUUGAGGUAUUUUAAUUACAAAAGGUAAUGGGUCUUGCAGUAGGUGCAUUCCAUCUUCAUGUACCUUCACGCCUUUUAAUAUUCCAAAAAUUGAUGAGAAGGUUCCUUCUGUAUGGAUUUUUCAAACUUAUUUUUUCUAUUACUUUUGUAUGCAUCAUGUACUAGUAGAUGUAUUGAGUUUAUGCAAUUGGCAGAUUUAGUGAGUACUGAAGAAAAAUAUGAACAAAUUUGAUAUAUCCAUGUCUUUAAUCAAAUGUUAGCCGACUGUAGAACUUUUUACUUUUGUUUUUUUCAUAUAAAAAGAAUGAUGGGGCUGAUGUUUGAUUGUGAUCUGCAUGAUCAGUUGUAAAAUGUUUUAAAAAAUUAGUCGCCAGUGUGAUGGUCGCAUGAAUAUCAGAAAUGAAUAUAGCAAGACCUUUUUUUCAGGGAUUCUCUUUGAUCAGGACUGUUCUUUCAUACUUCCACUUCAUAAGGCGCUUGAUAGAGGUAGUUGAGGUUCCAUGAUGAUGUCAUCCUUCAAAGAACAUAACAUGACAUCUAUAUUUGUUAUAGCAUCCUGUUCACAGGAUCACUGAUCUCAUUUUAUCUGCAUAUUGUCACAAAGUCUUGUUUUAAGUCUCUCUCAUGAAAGCAUCGUAAAUCUGUCUGUGUUGGAAGUAGCCUGUUUGUAUAUUGAAAAGCUCUCCAUUUAUCGCAUUGUUAGUGUCAUGGAUGCUGAACUCUUGAUUUGUACAAUAUAUAUCAAAGGUAAACUAUGAUUCAAAGUGUUGAUGUGUCUUCCAUGUUAUAAACUAUCUUCAAUCAUGUUGCAACUAAAUUAAGUGUCAAAUAUCAAAGGUCAAACCUACUUUUAGUCUAGAGAGUCAAAAUAAUUUAUUUUAUAUUCACUCAGAGUGUAAUCUUGAUUGAUUUACAGAUCUUCAAUUAAUUUUUCUAUUUUAUGUUAGCGCUGAAUAUGAAAUGUACAUUUUUGUCUUAUUAACAUUACAUUUACAAACAAGGAAUCCAUGUUGGUAUAAGAUCACCUGAUAAAGAGAAUUGUGAGAAGUUUCUUGGCAUAUAUUUUGUGAAUAGUCUGCAUAUAUAUCCAGCUUACAUGCUGUACUUCAAGAGCUAGCCUUGAGCUUCCAUUUCUAAGACCGAGUUCUAUUUCCGUUCAUAUGUUUAUUAGCCUUUGUAAAAAUGAGGUUUAAAUGUUUCAUAAUAGUGGUCAUUCAUACUGCAUUAUACAUAGAGAAGUACCAUAGCACUUACAAUGUAAACAACAUAGGAAACCGACAAAGACUAGCUCUGUAGAAAAAGAUGGGUCUUUUUUUAAAUUUUUAAUGUGGACAGAAUUUCUAUCGCUCAAAUCGAUCAUGGUGAAUUCUUCCAAAUUCUAGGAGCAGUUACACUGAAUCUAGAAAUCACAAGGCUAAUAGUGUCAUAUUUCAAUCAAUUGAAUCUUCGUCCAGUCAUGUUUUUGUCGCAGUGUUUUAUGUUGAUGAUAUGAUCUGAGUCAUUAUGCAAACCAGCCUCUAGUCUACACCAAGUGUAAAACUAAAUGUAUUAAACUGUGUAGCCAUCAAUUGCCUUAAUUUCUAUCUUUCAUUUUUAAAUGAAAUCAAGACAGAUGUGUGAUUUUUAAAAUGUUUUGAACGUUCCAUCCGCCGUCUAUUUACAGUGUGAAGAAAUUGGUAAUAUGUGAGUUUUGUCUCGGCAAUUCUUUAGCAAUUCUCUGUGCGAGGUAUCAUCUAUUUGUUUCAUGAGUUAUACUUGUAGACCUGGUUUUGUUGUCUGUGUACUUGUUUCCCUUUUUACACAACUCUAAAUGCAGCUUAAUUAUAAAAAAACAUAGAAUGUUAUUGGAUUGCAUCCUAAAAGGAUUAAAUGGCUUUCUCAGCUAGAUGAAUCAUGAUAUAUGCAGUAAUUUGGGAAUCCAUUCAUGCUUUUGAUAAAUGAAAUUGAACAUGAAUAUUCCUUAAAAUUCAAGAUGCCAGAAAUUUGUAAUUAUACUUUAUAGUGUAUUAAGGUUGCUGGUUGGUUGAGUGGUCCUAUGUUUGUCUUGUUCCUAUGUUGUUUUCUUUUGUACAAGUGUUUGAACACAUUAUGCAUUUUGUUUUCCUACAUAGGCAUACAUUAAACAGAAAGAAGAAAAAAAAACACCAUGUAAAAAUUCACAAAG